Papaver somniferum (opium poppy) is the source of this 4117-nucleotide messenger RNA. RefSeq lists its product as uncharacterized. The coding region runs from base 139 to 1812 and encodes 557 amino acids. The record is from RefSeq and is a predicted model, not a curated record. The transcript is spliced from 2 exons. NCBI's taxonomy places the organism in Eukaryota, Viridiplantae, Streptophyta, Magnoliopsida, Ranunculales, Papaveraceae.
UGAGUGUUUGUUCUUUCUCUCUUUUGGGGUUUUACCCUUCAAUCUCAUAGUGUAGAUUCUGUAUAUUGAUCCUGAUCAUUCAUUUGUAGUGUAGGUCACUACAAGUGGUAUCAGAGACGGUCUUUCCUUGGAUUGAUCAUGGAUGAUGGUAAUAGAUUUAAGGCUUUAGCUGAGCAAUUAGCUACUGUUCUUCAAGUUCAAAAAGUAAUUGCAAGGGCUCUAAAAAAUACACCAUCUCAUGUGCUUCUAGCCAAAUGCAAGAAAAUUUUAGCAAGAGAAACGAAGAAAUUGCCGUUACUGGAGCGUGAGAUACAUUUGAGUCCAUCUGUUGAUGAGAAUUGGGAAUCAAAUUCGUGGGAGAGCUUUGAAUUAAUUGGAUCUUUGUUGAAGAAAGUGACGCUGAUUGAGAAAGAAAUUGAUGAAAAGCUUGAAGGAGAUCAAAUUGAUUCAAGUUCAGAAGGAGAUGUCGUUCACAAUUCUUCAGAUGAAGGUAAUUACAGCUCUAAACCCAAAUCUGACUUCUCAAUUGUUAAUGGAGAUGCUGUUACAUAUGUUCAAGACUACAAUUCUCAUGCGGUCAAUCUAGUUUCUCCUUAUUCUGAAUUGGAAGGGAAGAUAGAAACCAAAUUUUCAGAUUACCAAAAUGGUAAACCCUUCAAUCCUGGAGCUAAUUUUGUGGUGGGUUUUCAAAUUAAUAGCGUUGAAUCUCAUGAGGUAAAUAAUUUCAAUUCAUUCAAUCAGCAUAAUAAUAUAAUUGAGAAUUCGAGUGAGUUAAAUGUUCUGAAGAAACUGUGUAGUGUAGAAUGUUUAGAUUGUUGUCUUGAUUCUGCUCGAAUCUUGUUUGAUCGUGGAAAAAAGUUUGAGGUACUUAGUAGUGGGAAUUCUGUAUAUGAACUAAUUAUGGAAUUUGGGUACUGUGUGGAAUUGUUAUUUGGGUAUUCAAAUGUGUUUUUGUUUGUUGAGAACGGUGACAGUCAGGAUGCUUGUGAGUUGUUUUAUGAAAUGUUGCAGCAAGCUAAUGUUCUUUGUACUAGUUCGGGACUUCAUGUCGCAAGGGCAAACCAAUCUAGCAAUGCACAACAGCUAGUCGACUACAUGUCUACUCUUCAUAACUGGAGUCUUAAUGGUGAUAAUGGUUUUGUGCUUCUCCAACAACGGAAUCAGGAAGAACUGUCACCUCGCUUACACUGUACUUCUACUGCCACUCACGAAAGUUGGUUAGAUCAGUUCCUUAAGCAAGUUUAUAACCCAGCAAAGGUGUGGUCAUCACAAGUUAUGGCAGGAUUUGAACUAGAAGCUAGAAUUCCUUGGUUCUAUGUCUAUCAUUUUGUGGGGGUUUCCUUAGUUGCUAAAAGAUAUUGUAAACUCUCGAAGCUCAAGAGGGGAUCUGGUUUACUGAAAAUGCCAGGUAGGGUAACAAGGAGUUUGAGUAGUGAAAGAUGUUUCUAUUGUAGCUUGGAUGUUGUUGGGAAGGUAUUUGAUAGAGGAAGGUUGCUGGAACUGAUUAAGAGGUACUAUUACGACAGAAGCAGCUUUGAAUUCAGUUUUGGUAUACUUAAUUUUAGUUUGGUUGAUCUUAAUGGGUUCAUUUUCAUGGAUACUUAUGAUGGAAGACUUGUUUAUGAGAUUGUACUUCAGCUUGGUUAUGGUUUAGAACUGUUCUUAGUGGACUCAAAUAUGUUUUUGCUUGUUGAAAAGGGUGGCAGUCAGGAUGAUUGCAAGUUUUCAGAUAGAAGGCGUCAACAAGGGGAGUGGGAAGGUACGAAAGCUUUCCGACAAAAUUGCAAAUUAUGUAGCUGGGAGUUUGAGUAGAGUUGGUGUAUAGAAAAUUCCCUUGAAGGAGCUUAGGUACCUCCAAGUGUUUCUUAUUUCAAUUCCCACAGUGGUGAAAGGUCAUAUUUAUCUUUCAGAAAUCAUGUUGUUGCACGUUUCCUUGCUCACAUCUGAAAUUUAUGAGAGUCAUUCGGUUCGUGCGAGACACAUAAUGCAAAUUUUUUCUUCCACUUGGAGUUGUUUGUACUUGUUUCACUGUGCUCAGUAUUUUACUUCUUGUUACAACCUUAUGGUGGGAAUGAACACCUCUUAUUCCACUCGCUUCUUACUCCCUUGCUACAAUUCCUUGCCGGGUUGGGUGUAUGAUGAAGCAACAGAAAGUUAUAGCUGGACCAGAUUUCUCGCAAGGUUAGUGGGUACUCAGGUCUUACUCCUGGUGAUCCAAAUUAUAAAUGUACUAAUGUUGAUGGAUUUCUUGAGGUGGAAAUUCAAAUUACUUACAACCAGUUUAUGGCGUAUGGGAAAUGGCAGUAGUUAUGAAUGGAUUGUCACUGAGUUAGAACCUAAAGUACCUAGUUUUAUGGGUUGUAGUAAUAAUCCUUGGUGUUCAGGCUGGAAGGAUGUCAUUGUAAGAGUGGUGAGAAUCAAGAAGAUGCUUGUAAGAAAUUGCUUAUAUGCAAAAAAGAUAUAUAGUUCCACUGAUACUGGUAGAGGAGAACUGCAUUGCAGUCAGUUGUGGCUAGUGGUAUUCUGGACCUUAUAGGAAUUUUCGGUACAUAUUGCAAGUUUAACUUCUAUUGCAGUUGAACUUCUAUUGCAGUUGAACUCCACAUCAACAUGGUUAUCAUACACAGUUUUGAAGAAAAUGGCCUGGAGGGAAGUUUCCUUGUUGAGAUAUUGUUUGUCUAUUGCAAGAAAGAAUGUAGAGAGUGGGAUCUGGAACCAACUGCUUUACUAAUUCAUAUUGUCUGCAUCAAUUACGCACUUACUCCACAAACACUGAAUGUGCUGAUGUCACUACCAAGAGGAAAGUGUGUUAUAUUUGUGAUUACACUCAGGAAAUGAUUAAGUCAGAGGUCUUUUGGGAAGUUCUCAGAUUGUUGGAUUCGCCAAUUUGAGACGAGGCAUGUGGAAGCAGUGGGUAAGCUGAUGUGGCAACUUAAUAAUGUUGUGUCUAGUAAGAUGAGGAUCUUAAGUGCGAAAUUAUGGCAAUCUGAUAUUAAUGUUGAGAAGGAGGAACAAGACCUCAUGUCAAGGAUUCAGUUAAUGAUAAUAGGGCACAAUUCAGCAUCAUGUGGUGUCGAGGCAGGUUGGAUUAUGUCAAGAGUUGCUUCAGGUUUGGUACCAAAUUCUUCCUUAGCCUUGUACUUCUGGAGGUACAAAAGCAACUACUUGGAUAAGUACGGACUUGGGUUACAUAGCUCAUAUUUUGCUGGUGAUUUUGAAUUCCUUUCAAGUCGAGAGUGGCAACAGUUAUACUGGAACAUAGGAUACAGGAACUGUAUCAAGUGCUUUAUAGAGACAGCUGGGGUUUUUGUUGCGAAUACUCAACCUCUUUUUAAGCAACUGCAGAGCUACACAUAUCAUGGCACAACAACACGAGAGCAAGAAGAGGAUGUCAACUCCAUGCCAGCUAGUGCAUUACAUAAAUUCUCAAUUCCUCUUGCAAUUUCAGGUCCUACUUCUGUUGAAGGUCACAUCACUGGGGUUAUUAUGCACAAGUUCAGAAGAAAAGUGAUAGUGAUGUACCACAACCUCAUGACACUUCAGUUUCAGCAGCUGACAGCUUUUCCUAUUGAAAUGGCCAGAAAGUUUGAGUUACUUGUCGGCAAGGGAGUAGUUAAUCUCUUAACAGUGGGAAUAUGCUUGCAGCAACUCCUCCACAUGCAGGGUUAUUGCAUGGAACUAAACAUGAAGAUUCAUGUUCAUUCCUCGGCUGGUGGAGCAUGGAUUAAAUUUGAAGAAGGACUACAAUCAAGCUUGCCGACUACAGAUCAGGCGAAUGAUUCCAGCUUGUCUUGGACCUGGGUUCUGAAGUUUGUGAAGUUCACAUCUCCUAUUAUAUUCGAGAUGGAGCUGCAAGUCUGCAACAGUUGUGCUCUUCAUGGGUUGAUCUCAUUUCAUAUCCUUGAGGACAAGGAUGGUUUGAAGGGGUGGGAAUUUGUCAUGUCCCGGUUAUGGGCUGUCCACUUGUUAAGGGCAGACCGUAUGUUAUUUAGUAAACAUAGUGUUAGUAGCGAGAGCGUGUGAGCGGCACGUGCCAGUGUGAGUCUGUUUUCUCUUUUAAGUCUUUGAGCUUCUGUAAUAAAAACUUAAUCGAAUAGAAUUUGUUGAGUGUUUGUUC